Messenger RNA from Hyla sarda, 2346 nucleotides. RefSeq names its product engrailed homeobox 2 (gene EN2). Lineage: Eukaryota; Metazoa; Chordata; Amphibia; Anura; Hylidae. Bases 445 to 1248 code for a protein of 267 amino acids. Gene Ontology annotation, molecular function: RNA polymerase II cis-regulatory region sequence-specific DNA binding; DNA-binding transcription factor activity, RNA polymerase II-specific. The record is from RefSeq and is a predicted model, not a curated record. Gene Ontology annotation, cellular component: nucleus. Gene Ontology annotation, biological process: multicellular organism development; neuron differentiation; regulation of transcription by RNA polymerase II. The transcript is spliced from 2 exons.
GCUCCUCCAAUGAUCCACCCCAUAGAACCUGGCACAUGAGCACUGGGGACUCCUCUGCAGAAGGGACACAACUUGCCCAUAUGUAUCAUCUGCUGCCCAGAGAGAGCCCUGACCUCUGAUAUAUAUAUAUAUUGUUCUAUAUGCUCCUCACAGCCCAGCUCAGGACUGGUGCACGUAUGCUGGACAGGUAUCUGUCCAUUGCUGCCAUUGGGCUUCCUGAAGGAUUUACUGCCUGGAUGUGGAAGGAAGGACUAUGUGCCUUGUUGGCGAGAAGAUGCUUUGGUUUGCACCUCUGAACCAGUAAGAUCCAUCUACAGGAGGCAGAUAAAGAGAACUACCCCGAGAUCCUCCUCACACUGACAGAAGAGCUUUGAAUGUUCAGGUGACUUGGAGGAGCAGGCAGUAGAAAGGGUUAAACCUAGAAGCAGCUUGUGGAAUUACAGCAUGGAAGAAAAUGACCAGAAUCACAGGGAAGUGGAGCAACAGCAGCAGGAGUCAGGGGAUGAGUCCAACAGGGGGGUCCUGCCCCAGGCUCCUGGGAACCACCAGCCCCAUCACAGGGUCACCAACUUCUUCAUUGAUAAUAUCCUGCGGCCGGAGUUUGGGAGGAGGAAGGAAGGAGCUGUCCAGCAGGACGAAGUCUUCUCGGGUAGGGACAGUGUUGUGGCUCGGUCUGGGGCAGAGACUGGUCAGCACAGGAGCUCUGCUGGGGUCACAGAGGGAGAAGGGGCAUCCAAAGCAAUCACUGGAGAUCAUAAGAAAAUUGAUGUGGGUAUAGAAGAACCCCACAAAACUAGAAGCCUGAGUGGAGACCAUUCCUUGAGCUCAGACUCUGAUAGUUCUCAAGCCAGCUCUGUCAAUAAUAACCAGCAGCCUAUGCUAUGGCCAGCCUGGGUAUACUGCACCAGAUAUUCAGAUAGACCUUCAUCAGGUCCAAGAUCCCGUAAACCAAAGAAGAAGACAGUGACUAAGGAAGACAAGAGGCCCAGGACAGCAUUCACUGCAGAGCAGCUCCAGAGGCUCAAAGCUGAAUUUCAAACUAACAGGUAUUUGACCGAGCAGAGAAGACAAAGUUUGGCUCAGGAACUGAAUCUUAACGAAUCUCAGAUUAAAAUCUGGUUUCAGAAUAAGAGAGCUAAAAUUAAGAAAGCCUCAGGGAACAAAAAUUCCCUGGCACUACACUUGAUGGCACAAGGACUCUAUAACCACUCCACCACCUCCAAGGAUGGCAAAUCAGACAGCGAAUAGGAGCGAGGGCAGAGAUGCAAAAGUCUUAUACAAUGCAAUAAUUUAAUAAACUAAAUAAAAGAAAUAUACAAGGACUGGGAAUAGUUCUAAUCGUGACAUGGGCCAGUGUACAAACGAUAUACCAGCAUUGCGCUACAGAGUGGAGAAGACAAAGUCGCAAUAUUCUAUGUAAAUAUAAUUUACAGGCAAAAACUAAAAUCCAAAAUAUCCGCUCAAGAACUAUUUUUCUUAAUUAUUAUUAUUAUUGUUAUCUGGAGCAGAUUCUAUCUUUCCCGGUAAUUUUUUUUUCUUUAUUUUCUUUAUUUUCUUUUUUUCUUUUUGCCUAGGCUUUAUUUUUUACUAAAAGCGAUGUUCUGGCUGUUGUGGUUGGACAGUGAAGACAUGAAACGUUCUGCUAAAGUCCAAAGAUUUAACUGCUGCAUUUUCGCACUACUGUGAAUUUAAAGAAAAACAAAAAAACAAAAAGAAAAAUAGCUAAUAUUUGUCCUAUGUUUUUUAUAUUAUAAGUUUUUGUGUUAAAAUAAAAAAAAGCAGGAACGAUGUUUUAUUGCAUUGUAUUAAACAUGUACUUCUUUUUUCUUUAAAACAAAAAUGAUUAAUAGUUAUGUAAAGAGUCGCAGAUUAUGAUUUAUUUAUACUUGGAGGGUUGAUAUAUAGUUUUGCACUUAGUUUUUUUUUUUUUUUUAAAUCUUUUAUUGCCUUGAAGUCAAGAAAGGGAGGGGGGAGUGUGUCAGCAUUAAAAUCAGGGGUGUGUGAGUUUGGACAUCAAAAUCUGUAGGGGGUGGUGGAAGGGGUGAGGGCUCCUCAAUAUCAUAACCAGUGUGAAGUGGGAUUGUAGGAUCCUGUAGGGAAGAUGGGUCCUGGCAUCAGCUUUGGUGUUGUGGAGUGUUUAUCACAUCUAGGAUGGAGGUUCUGCAUCAGAUUCAGAGGAGGGAUCUCCUGCAAAAGACCAAUAGAAAGGGGGUUCUCAUCCGAUCUAAUAAGGAGGUUAGGUUGUAACAUCUAAAUCAGAAGGAUGUUAUUGGCAUUAGCACCAGGGGGAAAAAGAGAUAGAUAGGCCUUAAGAAAAAGAAUGGGGAUCUCAAGAAGGAGGGAGGA